Messenger RNA from Erinaceus europaeus (western European hedgehog), 3485 nucleotides. It is a transcript of the gene PAK1, whose product is annotated as p21 (RAC1) activated kinase 1. Gene Ontology annotation, molecular function: ATP binding; protein serine/threonine kinase activity. The coding region runs from base 652 to 2289 and encodes 545 amino acids. The record is from RefSeq and is a predicted model, not a curated record. Gene Ontology annotation, biological process: regulation of actin cytoskeleton organization; intracellular signal transduction; protein phosphorylation. The transcript has 15 exons. Lineage: Eukaryota; Metazoa; Chordata; Mammalia; Eulipotyphla; Erinaceidae. Gene Ontology annotation, cellular component: cytoplasm.
AGAGAGAGGUGCGGGUAGGCACAGUGACGCCACGCGGCGGAUGGUGAUUCCCAGUCACCGGCGUCAUGAGCAGAUGACAUCACCGGACCUUGCUCACGUGAGUCAGUCCCUCUCCCCGCCUCCACCUGCGGAGGCCGCGCGGCCAGGAAGGGCGGAGCUCGGCUGCCGCGGACAAUAGCCCGGCGGCGGGCUGCGAACUGCGGGUUGCGCUGAGCUCCAGGCGCCCCCUCCUGGCACAGCGCAAUCACCGCGGCGGCGCCCGCCCUGCCGGGAUUCUGCUCCAGCGCCUGCGGCGCUCAGCCCGCACCGCCCCCCUCAUCCCCAGAGCACGGGGCCAGGCUCCCCCCCCCCCCACCGCGUCCCGCGCCCUCGCCCCCUUGUGGUCGCCUCCCUGCGCGUCCCCUGCGAGCUAGAGCAGCGGCCCGCGGCGGAGCAGGAGCAGGAGCAGGAGCAGGAGCAGGAGCAGGAGCAGGAGCAGGAGCAGGAGCAGGAGCAGGAGCAGGAGCAGGAGCAGGAGCAGGAGCAGGAGCAGGAGCAGGAGCAGGAGCAGGAGCAGGAACCCGAGCAGGAGCAGGAGCACGAGCGGCGUGGAAGGUUCGGGCAGGCCCAUUCAUUCCCGGGGGGCGCCAGUAGCUGCUGGUGGUGGUUACAAUGUCUAAUAACGGGCUCGACAUUCAAGACAAACCACCGGCCCCUCCAAUGAGAAAUACCAGCACUAUGAUUGGAGCAGGUGGCAAAGAUGCUGGGACCCUGAACCAUGGCUCCAAACCUCUGCCUCCCAACCCAGAGGAGAAGAAAAAGAAGGACCGAUUUUACCGAUCCAUUUUACCUGGAGAUAAAACAAAUAAAAAGAAGGAGAAGGAACGGCCAGAAAUUUCUCUUCCUUCAGAUUUUGAGCACACAAUUCAUGUUGGCUUUGAUGCAGUCACAGGGGAGUUUACAGGGAUGCCAGAGCAGUGGGCUCGCCUGCUCCAGACAUCAAACAUCACUAAGUCAGAGCAGAAGAAAAACCCUCAGGCAGUACUGGAUGUGUUGGAAUUUUAUAACUCAAAGAAGACAUCCAAUAGCCAGAAAUACAUGAGCUUUACAGAUAAGUCAGCUGAGGACUACAAUUCUUCAAACACUUUGAAUGUGAAGGCAGUGUCUGAGACUCCAGCUGUGCCACCAGUGUCAGAAGAUGAAGAUGAUGAUGAUGAUGAUGCCACCCCACCUCCAGUGAUUGCUCCACGCCCAGAGCACACAAAAUCUGUGUACACCCGGUCUGUGAUAGAACCUCUUCCUGUCACUCCAACUCGGGACGUGGCUACAUCUCCCAUUUCACCCACUGAAAACACCACCACUCCACCAGAUGCUCUGACCCGGCCAGCCGAGAAGCAGAAAAAGAAGCCAAAAAUGUCUGAUGAGGAGAUCCUGGAAAAAUUGCGAAGCAUAGUGAGUGUGGGUGACCCUAAGAAGAAAUAUACACGUUUUGAGAAGAUUGGACAAGGUGCUUCAGGUACCGUGUACACUGCUAUGGAUGUGGCCACAGGACAGGAGGUUGCCAUCAAGCAGAUGAACCUUCAGCAGCAGCCGAAGAAAGAACUGAUUAUUAAUGAGAUCCUGGUCAUGAGGGAAAACAAAAACCCAAACAUUGUGAACUACCUGGACAGUUACCUCGUGGGAGAUGAGCUCUGGGUUGUCAUGGAAUACUUGGCUGGAGGAUCUUUAACAGACGUGGUGACAGAAACGUGUAUGGAUGAAGGCCAGAUUGCAGCUGUGUGCCGUGAGUGUCUGCAGGCUUUGGAAUUUCUACAUUCAAACCAGGUCAUCCACAGAGAUAUCAAGAGUGACAACAUCCUGCUGGGGAUGGAUGGCUCUGUCAAGCUAACUGAUUUUGGAUUCUGUGCCCAGAUCACCCCUGAGCAGAGCAAACGGAGCACCAUGGUGGGAACCCCAUACUGGAUGGCACCUGAGGUUGUGACACGGAAGGCCUAUGGUCCCAAGGUUGACAUCUGGUCCCUGGGCAUCAUGGCUAUUGAGAUGAUUGAAGGGGAGCCCCCAUACCUCAAUGAAAACCCUCUCAGAGCCUUGUACCUCAUUGCCACCAAUGGGACCCCAGAGCUUCAGAACCCAGAGAAGCUGUCAGCUAUCUUCCGAGACUUUCUGAACCGAUGUCUUGAAAUGGAUGUGGAGAAGAGAGGCUCAGCUAAAGAACUGCUGCAGCAUCAGUUCCUGAAGAUUGCCAAGCCCCUCUCCAGCCUCACUCCACUGAUUGCUGCAGCAAAGGAGGCAACAAAGAAUAAUCACUAAACCUGCACUCACCCCAGCCUCAAUGUGCCAAGCCUUCUGUAAAAUAUAUGCUCACUUCAGAAACUCCAGCCCCUGAUACCUUCUCUUCCUUGCCUUGCACCUCCCAUUUCCUGUUCAGUGCUGUCAAGGCUUUGAUUCUUGAAAACCAAGUGUCCAUCAUUGAAGAGAACUGCAAAUGGGAUGACUAGUCAGAUGACGGACAUUUCUAAAGAAGGAAUUGCCUCCCUGUGUGUGGAAGUGUGGGUGAUUUCUAGUCAAGCUUCUACAUAGCACCUAGCCUCUCUAGCCAGUCAGUUCUUGACUGUAUAAAUGUAUGGCUUUACAACAUUGUCAAUUUGUAAUCAUCCAUAUUUCUUUCAUGCUAGCUUUUCUGUGACUGAACUGUUCAAACACUCUUUUGUACUUGAAAAUUGGAACUGCUUGAAGAAUGCCAUAGGGUAUGAUCAUCUGCCAGGGACAUGAAAUGACUCAUCUUUCUGGACCAUAACUUUGGCACAGCUGAUUUUGCUAUGGAAGAGCUUCUGUGUUUUCCUUUGUGCUUCCAGCAGGUUUUUGGGAGGACCUGAAUCCAAUAGUGUUCCCAUGCUAUUUCUUGUGAAAUGGUUUUGGCUUUAUAGCAACUUUUAAUGCCCUACACCCCCUAGGCUGCUUCCCCUAUUCUGUCCUUUUGUUAGGGUGCAUGGUAGGUGAGAGAAGUGUUAGGAAAAACAAAACAAACAAACAAAAACCUUUUUAGCUGCUUUUAGAACAAAGCCAGGCAUCAGCACCUGUCCAGCUAUACCCAUGUACUGUUUUAAGAACUCAGCCUCUUGUUUCACUGAAGAUAAGGAGCAGAAAGAGUGACUUGGAUCUAUCUGUGACCUGAGUCUUUGGUUCAGAGGAAAAAUCUCCGAAUCUUGGACUAUGUAUUAACUUGGGAAGAAUUCAGCAACCUGAAAUAUGACUCUGCCAGCUACAAGGGGACCCAAGUUGGUGCAUGGCCAAGCUCUCUGCGAAUGGAAAUGCUUGCACUGAGUCUUGGGGGUGUCUCCUACCUCUUGCUAUCUUUGUGGUUUGGUCCUUCCACUAUGGUGGGGCCCCUGGCCAACAUUGUGGUUUGUCAUAUCAGCCCCUUUGGCUACCUUAUUGUGCUCUGAGGUCCCCUGCCUCUGAAGCACACAUUUUAUUUCCUGCAAUAAAAGGAGAUGAAAAGAUGA